AUGGAGACCGCCGGCAUCCGUGCGGCAACCUCGGUGGUGGGCAAGGCACUGAGCCCAUUGUCCGGCGGCGUGCUGGAGGCAUGGGCAUCCAGCACCAAGCUCGGAACUAACAUCGAGGGCCUAAAGCUGGAACUGUUAGAAGCGCAAGGGAUGCUGCACAAAGUCCGUGGCAGGGAGAUCCACAAUCCAGCCCUGGCCGAGCUGCUGGACAUGCUGCGGCAAUUGGCGUACAGGGCUGAUGACGCGCUAGACGAGAUCGACUACUUCCGCAUCCAAGAUGAGCUCGACGGUACCUACCAUGCCGCUGACGCGCAUGCUGCUGGCUGCGUUCAAGAUCUCACCCUCAACGCUCGCCACACGGUCAGAGCUUGUGUGAACAAACUCAAGUUUCCUAUGUGCUCGCGUGCUGCCAGGCAUGGCGAUCUUGAUGAGCAAAAUGAUGGCAGCAAAAAAGGAUGCCUCUCGGUGCUCCGUUUUUGUGGUGGCCGUCGUGAGAUUGGAUCCUCAUCACAGUCAGCCACGGCCAACCAGCUACAUGUCGAGGAGGUUCAAGGCGGAUGCAUGUCUAAGGCGGCCAACAAUGUCGGUAAACACUUCUCUUGUUUUUCCUCGUUAAGGCCUGUUGACUGUGAUACCCAAUCUGGCGUGGUGGAAAGUUGCCCCUUGCAAACACCAAAACUUAAGUUUGAUAGGUUUUCCGUCAAAAUGUCUAAAUGGAUAUUGGACAUCAUAGAUCAGUUGAAGCCCGUAUGUGCUAAGGUCUCCAAUAUUCUUAGUCUAGAGCUACAGGACUCUAGAUACAACCCGGCCCAAGACAUUGCUAUGAACAGACCCAAAACCAAUCCACAAAUUAUAGAGCCUAAGUUACACGGUAGGGAUAGCCACAAAAAGAUUGUCGUGGAUGAAAUUGUUAAUUGUGAAUGUUGCGAACUUACUGUGCUUCCAAUUGUUGGCCCUGGGGGUAUUGGAAAGACAACGUUUGUGCAGCACAUAUAUGAGCAAAUGAAGGGCCAUUUUGAGGUUCCCAUUUGGAUAUGUGUCUCUCUAGAUUUUAAUGCAAAUAGGCUCGUAAAAGAUAUUGUGAAAAUGGUCCCCAAAGUUAUCAAUGAAAACGAAAAUUGCAGCGACGAAGAGCUUAUUGAGCAAAGAUUAAAAGGGAAAAGGGUUUUACUUGUCUUAGAUGAUGUGUGGAAACAUCACGAGAAUGAGUGGAAAAAACUAUUAGCUCUAUUUAAAAAAGAGGGGGCAAAAGGUAACAUGGUUAUAGUUACGACUAGAAUACCUGAGGUAGCAAACACAAUUAAGACAAGUAAAUGCUCACUACAACUCGAGCGUCUAAGUCAUGUAGAUAUUAUGUCUUUUUUCAAAGAAUGUGUAUUCGAUGACCAAGACCCAUGGGUUAACCAUCCAGAAUUAACUGAUUUUGGGAGUAAAAUAGUGGACAAAUUGAAGGGCUCACCUCUUGCAGCGAGAACUGUUGGUAGAUUACUAAGAAACAACCUUACACCGAACCAUUGGAGAAGCGUUCUGGAAAGUAAAGAAUGGGAAUCACAAACGGACGAAUAUGAUAUCAUGCCAGCUCUAAAGCUUAGCUAUGACUACCUUCCUUUCCAUUUGCAACGAUGUUUUUCUUUUUGCUCUUUGUUUCGUGAAGAUUAUGAAUUUGGUAGUGAAGAGUUGGUUCACUUGUGGAUUGGACUAGAUAUUUUACAUUCAUCUGAUCCAAAGAAAAAAAGAAUUGAAGAUGUUGGACUUUGCUUUUUAACUGAAUUAGUUAAUUAUGGAUUUUUUAAAACAAAUAAAAAAGAGGACGGAAGCCCUUAUUAUGUUAUCCAUGACCUACUACACAAUUUAGCAGUCAAGGUUUCAUCGUAUGAGUGUAUUAGCAUAAAUAGCUCUAACGUGAAGCACAUACAAAUACACCCCACGGUACGUUACUUGUCUAUCACCGUGGAUAACACAGACAUUGAGAAUAAACUGUCUUUUGAAGAUUAUAAUCAGAAUUUGAGUGCACUAGGGAAGAGAUUGAAGGUUGAGAACCUACACACGUUAAUGUUGUUUGGAGAUUACCAUGUAAGCUUUGCCAAAACUUUUGGUGAUUUGUUUAGGGAGGCGAACGCCAUUCGCGUCAUUUUCUUGUCUGGAGCGUCAUACGAUGUGGAUGAUAUAUUCCACAACUUUGCAAAACUUGUCCAUCUUCGCUACCUAAGGAUCAAGCCAUUGUCUCGCUCGAUUUUGUCCUUACCAAGUGUGUUAUUCAGAAUGUAUCAUUUAGAAGUCCUUGAUCUAAGCAACGUGGAUCAUUGUGUUAUUUCAACUAGACAUAUGAGCAACCUUAUAAAAAUGCGUCACUUUCUUGUGCAAGAAGAGCAGUUUAACAUUCAUUCCAAUAUUUGUAGGGUGGGAAAACUAAAAUUCUUUCAGGAAUUAAGGGAAUUUAGGGUGAGAAAGGAGAGUGAGGGUUUUGAACCGAGUCAGCUUGGGCAAUUGACAGAGCUUGGGGGAUCACUUGGCAUUUAUAAUCUUGAAAAGGUGAAAACAAAAGAAGAAGCAAAUGAAUUAAAACUGAUACAUAAAAAACACUUAAGAAAACUCAUAUUUGAAUGGGAUCCUGAGCGUUCUAACAUGAAUCCUUUACAAGAAGAAAAUAUUCUUGAAAGUAUUGUACCCCAUAGCAGUCUUCAAGAACUACACAUUAAAGGGCAUGGGGGAACUAAUUGCCCAUCCUGGCUAUGUGAUAAUCUCUCAGUUAAAUGUUUGGAAACUCUUUGUCUGGAUGGUGUAUCCUGGAAUAAUUUUCCGCCUCUAGGAGAGAUGUGGAUGGUUAAUGAGCUUGGUGAAGAGUACCAGUGCUGUAGUAUCUCACCUUCAACCUUUUAUAAUUUGAAAAGGCUGCAAUUAAGUAACAUAUCUAAUUUAACAAAAUGGGAUCAAGCCCGCCCCGACGGGUCGUCUCUGCGCGCGGGGGAGAGGGAGGCCGCCGCCGCCAGCACCGCCCGGGGCUUUGCCUGGCGGCAGCAGCGAGGAGACACAUGCGAGUUUGAAAUGUUGAUCGACGUCGACUUGAUCGACGUGGACAUCUGCAUGGGAGUCGCCAGGCCAUGCAUACCAGGCCUGGGAAGGUCCGAGCCACACACCAGCGCAGUUGGGCCGCAUGGUGUGGCCGGCAAUGGCCUACUGGGCAUCACCACCGUGUUAAUCUCCCAUGUGGCAGCAGGACUGCUCGUCGCUGCAGCUGGGCCACUUGGCCUGGGUGGAGUGGCAGCGGCUUCCAUCUCCGCACGGCCGGCCCCUGCAUGCCUCGGGGCGUGGGUGCCAUGUACGUCGGCGAUCGGCUACCUCGCUGUUCACCGCCAGUAG
Messenger RNA from Lolium rigidum, 3360 nucleotides. RefSeq names its product disease resistance protein RGA2-like. The record is from RefSeq and is a predicted model, not a curated record. Gene Ontology annotation, biological process: defense response to other organism. The transcript has 4 exons. The coding region runs from base 1 to 3360 and encodes 1119 amino acids. Gene Ontology annotation, molecular function: ADP binding. NCBI's taxonomy places the organism in Eukaryota, Viridiplantae, Streptophyta, Magnoliopsida, Poales, Poaceae.